Molecule: messenger RNA, 1022 nt
Organism: Spodoptera litura
Lineage: Eukaryota; Metazoa; Arthropoda; Insecta; Lepidoptera; Noctuidae
Source: RefSeq, a predicted model, not a curated record
UGACUAGUUGAAAACGUUGUUAUGAUCUCAAACAUGAAUUAAAAUAUCUCAUAAUGAUGAAAUAAAUUAAAUAUUUUCUUUGCAAACGAUAUUUAACUUCUUGCGAUUUAGCAACUUAAAAUUACUACAACCAAACCUGUGAAUCAAAAGAAAAUAAUAUAUAAAAGCCACUUCGCAUCAGUGUCACCGGGUAACGUUCAAAGAGUAUAAUAAGGGUUAGGGGAAGGAACGUUCCCAGACGACUGGCAGCAUUGCCACGUUGAAUGGCCUACGGGCGAUUACUUUAUACACAGAAUGGGCACUGGGACCCCAUGAUUCAAGUUUUUCGACCCUAGAAUGCCUUCUUACUUCUUGCCCUCGUAAUAUUAUUAAUUAAUGUUAACAAAAGGCCGCAAUCUAUUAAAAAAAGAAAUAGAUAUUGAUUUGACUUUGACAAUGACAUAUUUAUUUUGAAUCCGGCUGUCAAAUCAGGAUCACGCAAAGGCAUAGGGGGAAAUUUGAAUUUUGCCAUAAAAACUAAUAAUGAUUCUCGCAUAAUAAAAUUUUAACAAGUGAGUACCUAGGUAGUAUCAAAAUUACAGUGACAUAGAAAUGGAUAAUAUAUUAUUUGUAGAUAAUGCGAGACAAGAUGAAAUCGAGACAUUUUACGAGGCUGCUCAACGGCACAGGGACUACUAUAGAUAUUAUCCAAAGGCCAACCAUCCUUUGUUAUACUUCAGGGAUCCGGAAUAUAUGUGGCAAUGUCCUCAAGAAAUGACCCCGGUCUACCUAUCAUUCCCGAUGUACCAUGUGAAGUAUAAGCAGCCAGUUGUGCUUCCUAAUAACGUUGGCCGGACAUCCGGCAUUCCGGCCCUACCUGACCGAACACUCGCCGGACGCUACAACAAAGCUGCUUGCAAAGCUUUCGUCAGAUAAAAUUAAAUUAAUAUUUAUAAGACUCAAUCUGUCAGUGGACUAAAAUAGGAGAUUCUACUACUACAAAUUAAAAAACAUUUACCAAAUAUCCUAAAGGCCCAAGCGGC